This is a messenger RNA of Lacerta agilis (Sand lizard), 1840 nucleotides long. RefSeq names its product coiled-coil and C2 domain-containing protein 2A-like. Bases 71 to 1840 code for a protein of 589 amino acids. Gene Ontology annotation, biological process: protein localization to ciliary transition zone; non-motile cilium assembly. NCBI's taxonomy places the organism in Eukaryota, Metazoa, Chordata, Lepidosauria, Squamata, Lacertidae. The transcript has a single exon. Gene Ontology annotation, cellular component: ciliary transition zone. The record is from RefSeq and is a predicted model, not a curated record.
AGACUUGUAAGCUGCAGAGAGAAGACAAGUAGUGCCUAAGAGAUAGGAGGCUGAGUGAGAGGGACACACUAUGGCAGCUACCAGUGACCGGUCACCACGCAGCUUGCCUCCAGCUCCAUGCACCUCGGGGACAAGCUUUGCAGAGUUUUCCAUGAGAGAGAAACUGAAAGCUGCACGGUCUAAAGCAGGAAGUGCUCUUUUGCAAGAAGCCUCAGGUCCUCAUCUGCGGUCCCUGAAAAGCCUCAGAGAGAUGAAAGCACAAACUGGUUUGGAGAAUGAGACAGAUGAAGGUGAACUGAGUGCAACAGAAGAGAAUAAAUGCAAGGUGUCAGCAAGAGUAAAGUUCCAUGAUUCUGUCAGAAAAGUCAAGCAAAAAUCACAGGCUAGUUAUCCUUCUUCUGAAGAAGCCUAUAACUUCUUCACUUUCAAUUUUGGUCCUGAACCAGAGAAUGUUGUGGGUGAAAUGCAAAACAAGACUAAGGGCGUGUUGAAUCUAGAUGGCAAGGAGAGGGAAAAUCAGGAAUCUGCACUCAGCCCCCGAGAAGAACAAGAAGAAAAUGAAAUGGAUGAAGAGGAGCAUCUUGUUCAUGAAAAAGAGGAUGAUGACCUAUUCCUUAUAGAACACACAGCCCUGGACUUCCUAGUGACUAGACCUGCAGCAUAUGAAAGCUACUCUGCUCGCAUGCAGAAAGAGAGAGAAAUAUUGUUCAUCCCAAGUAUGCUAAGAGUGCCUGCCUCUCUGAAGGUACCAGAAAAUAUGCAGCCAAGGUACCUUGAGGAUGAAGGUCUGUACACAGGAGUGCGUCCUGCUGUGUCACUGUCAAACCAAAAUAUUGUAGAGAACAGGAUUCUCAAGCAGGAACAGGGGGAAAGGUGGUUUGGAGAUGAUGGCCAGAUUCGGGCUUUGCCCAAUCCAGUUAAACAGUCUCUUACUAGACCUCCAAUAUUCCCAGUCGAGGACGGUAAAGAACCAGAGCUGGUGACAUUUUAUAAAAAGGCCAUAAAAAUGAGGCUGGCUAAUCAGUACAUUGUCGGAUCCGGGGACCCUCAGGGGCAGUUUCAGCUGGAUCUCGAUAUUUCUGGAUUAAUAUUCACGCACCACCCCUGCUUUAGCCGUGAGCAUGUCUUGGCAGCCAAGCUGGCUCAGUUGUCCGAUCAGUACCUAUCAAGGAGACAGAAAAAUAUUACGGAACUUCUUACAGAUAAGCUGCGUGCUCUGAGAAAUGCCUUGGAGAAUAUUUCAGAUCCUGGCGAAGGUGGGAUUCUUAAUCCAGUAGCAAAACAAAGCAGAACUGAAUACAAGAUUGAAAUAAGGCAGACAAGACGACUUUGUGAUGUUGAGCAAGAAAGAGAUAGGACAUUGCUUAAGGCCAUUAUCAAAGUUUGGAAAGAAAUAAAAUCCCUGUGUGAUUUCCAGAAGUUCACUAACACACCCCUGAAGCUCUACCUGAGGAAGGAAGAUGUUGAUCAAAGGUUGGACGAGAAGACAUGUGAAGCAGAAAUUCAGGCUGAAAUAUCUGAGUUAAUAGAAGAAAACAUUGAAGAGUAUGGAAAGAAAAUGGAAGAAUAUAAAACUGAACUUCAAGAGUGGAAAUCUCGGAAGAAGGCACAGAAAAUCAGAAAGAAAAAGAAGAAGAAAACAAGCCAAAAUACAGAUGAUGAUGAAGCAGAAGAAGCAUCCGAGUGUGUGGAAGGGGAACGGAUGAAACCUGUUCAUCCACCGCCCGUAGUUGACAGGUUGGAAGUGGAACAGGAGGUUCGAGAGAGAGCUGCUAAGAUUAGAAGGAAACCAGGAGAAUCCAUUCUAAUUCCUGAGUUGAGCUUGACGGGAAAUAAAUAA